This is a messenger RNA of Morone saxatilis (striped sea-bass), 806 nucleotides long. Its product is annotated as myelin-oligodendrocyte glycoprotein-like. The record is from RefSeq and is a predicted model, not a curated record. The annotation marks the transcript as partial. NCBI's taxonomy places the organism in Eukaryota, Metazoa, Chordata, Actinopteri, Moronidae. The transcript is spliced from 3 exons.
UUUAUUGUAUAGGAGGAUUUAUGGUCUGGCUGGUUCUUGUGGUUUGGGAUGGCCCUCUUAAUCUAAUCUAAUUCUAAUGUUAAUCAUAAAAGUGAAUAGUUGACAACUUUCUGGCAUCAGUUUAGUGAAGUAAAUCAAUAUUAAUAAUGUAUUAUAUUCCUAUUUUAUGCAUGUAAUGGGAUUAUGAGCAUUUAUUGUAUUUGGUUUGGAAGCUAACGAAAGCUAUAGCUAUUUUAAUCAUUGUCAGCAUUUUGGCUCUUUCUUUCUGGCAAUUAAAAUUUCAAAAUCUGUUUAUAUUUCCCCAGAACUCCAGGAUGCUAUGUGUAAAUGAUGGACUGUUCCUUAAGCCUAUCGGGUCCUUCAGCGCUUUGGUCACCGUGAUCCUCCUUCUACUGGCUGAAUGUAGAGGCCAGUCCCAGGGGGUUGGACCAGCUCAAACAAUAGUGACUUUACUUGGUGAAGACGUCACGUUGCCAUGCCACCUGGAACCUGCAGCUGAUGUUUUUUCCAAGAGUGUGGAGUGGGGGAGACCUGACCUGGACCCCAGAUUUGUCCACGUGUGGCAUGAAGGUCAAAACUUUCUGGUCAACCAAAACCCGUCUUACAAAGGAAGAACAUCGCUGUCCAUCGAGAACCUGAGGCAGGGAGACCUUUCACUGAGACUCUCUGCAGUGAAACUCUCCGAUAAUGGACUGUACAGAUGCUACUUUCCCUCACAGGAUAAAACAUCUACUGUUGAGCUCGUUGUUGGUUCUUACGCCUCACCGGUCAUAGCUGGGAUUAACAUAGACAGCAGUGGAGUGGUU